ACAUGCAAACACUCAAAAAUGGAUUCUUUAUCACUUAAUUCCCCGGCCGCACUCACCACCGCUGCCCGCCGUGGUACGGCCCUCUCCGAAAAGCAAUCCAUCACUUCCCCAACUCUUAGCGAGGUCAACACCUCUACUGAUCGUCCUCUCCGUGACAUCCCAGGUUCCUAUGGAAUUCCAUUUUUCGGGCCAAUCAAAGAUCGACUCGAGUUUUUCUAUGGCACCGGCGGCCGAGACGGGUUCUUCAGGUCCCGCAUCCAGAAAUUCAACUCAACUGUAUUCCGUGCAAACAUGCCACCUGGCCCUUUCAUCAGCAGCAACUCAAAAGUCAUCGUCCUCCUCGACGCCAAAAGCUUUCCUAUUCUCUUUGAUGUCUCCAAAGUCGAAAAGAAAGACCUGUUCACCGGAACUUACAUGCCUUCCACCAAACUCACCGGCGGCUACCGUAUACUCUCAUACCUCGACCCUUCCGAGCCUAGACAUGCUCAGCUUAAGAACCUCCUGUUCUUCAUGCUCAAAUCUUCAAGCAGCAGAGUAAUUCCUCAAUUCGAAACCACUUACACCGAGCUUUUCGAGAGUCUCGAAACAGAGUUAGCCAAAAACAAUAAAGCUCCAUUCAACAACGCCGGUGAGGUAGCAGCCUUCCGGUUCCUAUGCCGGGCUUACUUCAACUCCAACCCGGAAGAAACAAAUAUCGGAAAAGAUGGUCCAAAGCUGAUCACCAAGUGGGUGUUCUUCAAUCUCAGCCCGAUCCUCACCGCCGGACUUCCAAGGUUCUUGGAGGAACCUCUCCUCCAUACUUUCCGGCUACCGUCAUUCCUGGUAAAGAGUAGUUACAAGAAACUUUACGAUUACUUCGAGUCAGUUGCCACUACUGUUAUCGAAGAAGCUAUAAAAUCAGAGAUUCCAAAAGAAGAAGCAUUACACAAUAUCUUGUUCGCUGUGUGCUUCAAUACUUUCGGUGGUGUCAAGAUCCUAUUCCCCGAUACACUCAAAUGGAUCGGGCUUGCCGGUGAAAAUUUGCAUACCCAGUUGGCGGAAGAGAUCAGGGGUGCUAUAAAAACCUACGGCGAAGGUAAGGUGACAAUGGCAGCGAUGGAUCAGAUGCCAUUGAUGAAGUCUGUCGUGUACGAGUGUCUUCGGAUUGAUCCACCAGUGCCUCUCCAAUAUGGCAAAGCUAAACGUGACUUUACUAUUGAGUCACAUGAUGCUGUUUUCAAUGUGAAAGAAGGUGAGAUGUUAUUCGGGUUCCAACCUUUUGCGACUAAGGAUCCGAUAAUAUUUGAACGGCCGGAGGAAUUUGUCGCCGAUCGGUUCGUCGGAGAUGGAGAAAAUCUGCUGAAGUACGUGUGGUGGUCUAAUGGACCGGAGACGGAGAGUACAACGGUCGGAAAUAAGCAAUGUGCCGGAAAAGACUUUGUUGUGCUGAUAACGAGGCUGUUCGUGGUUGAACUUUUCCGGCGAUACGACUCUUUCACCAUCGAUGUCGGUGCAUCUGCUUUGGGUUCGAGUAUCACUUUGACGUCGGUGAAGAGAGCUAGUACCUGAAGAGUAAUUUGAAACCUAGGGUGAGGGUAAAUUUGGAAAUAAGAAUAAAAAAAUUUUCUUUGUUUAGAAGAAAAGAAUAAUUACAAACAAAUAAAAGUAGUAUGAACUAUAUGAUCGGGUAGUUAUAUAUACACGAAAAAAAUCCAAAUGCACGAUGAUGAUGUGAUUGAUUGUGCUUAUUUAGUCAAAUCUUAUUUUUAGAAUUCAAGAGGCUUACAUAAUUUGAA
Messenger RNA from Lactuca sativa (garden lettuce), 1775 nucleotides. Its product is annotated as allene oxide synthase CYP74A2. Lineage: Eukaryota; Viridiplantae; Streptophyta; Magnoliopsida; Asterales; Asteraceae. Gene Ontology annotation, biological process: jasmonic acid biosynthetic process; sterol metabolic process. The record is from RefSeq and is a predicted model, not a curated record. Gene Ontology annotation, cellular component: chloroplast thylakoid membrane; chloroplast envelope. Gene Ontology annotation, molecular function: monooxygenase activity; iron ion binding; oxidoreductase activity, acting on paired donors, with incorporation or reduction of molecular oxygen.